Molecule: messenger RNA, 507 nt
Organism: Botrytis sinoallii
Lineage: Eukaryota; Fungi; Ascomycota; Leotiomycetes; Helotiales; Sclerotiniaceae
Exons: 2
Coding region: 1-507 (168 amino acids)
Source: RefSeq, a predicted model, not a curated record
AUGCCAGUCUCAAGACAUGGAAACAAGCCUCCGGCUUUGGCAUCUCAUGGGAAAAGCAACAAACCCUCAAAACCCCAAUUGAAAUGGGACCACGAAAUGGCCUACAAAGCUGAAAUAGUUUCUCGCAAAUAUCGUCAAUGCAAAACCAAGCCCAGAGGAGCCCAAGACCUCCAUGGUCAGGCAUCCCAGAAAGAAAAAUCGCCGGGGGCACCAUUUAAGCCGCCACGCACAUCUGGAUUAUAUGCACAGAAUUGGUUGAUGGUUAGACUUGAAUCAGAGUGGGAAGGCCACACGAUCACGGUUCACCCGCUUGAUUGGGAAGAAUUUGAGGCCAACGAAAAGGAUGGUCACAGGUUGCUCACAAGCGCCAUCAACUUCAUUCGGUAUUGGGAUCAAUAUAUCAAGGAUAAUCCCGAAGAUCUGAAGGACAUGGAUCAAAUUUUUGCAAGCUGGGUUGCCUCUUCAUGUACUGGUGAUAAUCCAUACCGCGCAAAACUUAAGGUGUGA